AUGCCAUCCCCCGACUCGCGUCCGGGCAGCGCAGCAACCACCACCAUUGCACCCGACGACGACGCGCUCUCCCAUCCUGCCGGCUCUGCGACCGCCCCUCUUGACUCGCGCCCUCCCGUCCAGCAUGUGAGCUACAAUCUCACCAGCGAGGCCGCCGCCGCCGCGUCGCGGCUCUCCCCGCCCGUCCUCCCUGCGCACGCGCGCUCCGAUACCUACAUCAUCCCCCCGCUGUCGCGCGAUGCUCAACAACAGCACCCGCCCAGCGCCGCGAGCCCAACGUCCCCUGGUUCUGGUCCUGCCGGGCUGCGGCGGCGCGGUAGUCGCGCGCCCACGUUCCGCACCUUUGAUGCCGGUGAUGACGACUUUGAGAUACCCUUCCACGGCGCCGCCGGCAUGGGCUGGUAUCCCGGCGCGGAGCCCGGUUAUGACCCGAAGCUGCCUGACGGCGGACACGCCUCGGUACCCCAGCUGACCGCGCCUUGCGAGAUUACUGUUGUCGACUUCUCGCUGGAGCGCCUGGAGCAGUGGCACUUUGACAACGACGGCUUCAUCGAGUUCAUACAGCGGCCCAAGGAGAGUUGGGCCCAAUGCCGCUGGAUCAACAUCAAUGGCCUGAGCUGGGACGUCAUACAGGCUGUCGGCUCGACAAAGGGCCUGCACAAGCUCGCCAUUGAGGACAUUAUGAACUUGCGUAACCGCACCAAGGUCGAUUGGUACCCCAAUCAUGCAUUCAUCAUCAUGACGCUGCAAAAGCUUGUGCACGUCGUCGAGCCCGACGACGGCAGCGUCAGCUCCGGCAGCAGCUCCUCGUCCGGCAGGACCAUGGCCGCCGUGCGCCGAUUCUUCAGCAGCGGCAACCAGGCCACCGCCGAUCUGGAGAAGCGGCGCGCCGAAGACGCGGCGCCGCCUUUUGCCGACCUGACCGAGACCAGCAUGCCGCGAACGCUGCAGCGCUACCAGGCCAGCGGCAACGAGGCGCGGACGCAGUUCAUGGAGGCGCACUCGUCGCUGGCCCCCUACAGCAUGGCCAUUUCCGCCGAGCAGGUGUCCAUCUUCCUGACCGCGGACAACACCGUCAUCUCCUUUUUCGAGGCCUCGGCCAGCGACGUGGAGCGGCCGAUGAUCAAGCGCCUCGGCACACCGGGCACGACCCUGCGCGACUCGUGCGACGCCUCCAUGCUCGUCCAGGGCAUCAUGGACGCCAUCAUCGAUCUGGCCAUCCCGCUGACGGCCGCCUACACGGACAUUCUCGGCGACCUCGAACUCGACGUCAUCUCGGCGCCGAGCAUCAAGCAGAGCAAGCGCCUGUAUAUUUGCAUCAGCGAGAUCAACAAGAUGCUGCGCUUCCUGCUGCCGAUUGACAACCUGGUCAAUGUGCUGCGCGACCACCGCACGCGCAUGACGCAGGAGCAGGCCGCGCGCGAGCUCGUCAACCCCGCGAGCGGCGUGCUGGUGACGCCCAUGACGCACACGUAUCUCGGCGAUGUGCUCGACCACUGCAUCAUCAUCACCGAGUCGCUGCAGCAGCUGAAGCAGUCGUCGGAAAAUCUCAUCAAUCUCAUCUUUAACACGAUUACCGCGAACCAGAACGAGUCGAUGAAGCAGCUUACCACCGUCACCAUCAUCUUCCUGCCGCUCACUUUUAUCACGGGCUUCUUUGGCCAGAAUUUUGAGUUCUUUCCUGAAAUUAAGAAGGGGAUUUGGUACUUCUGGGCAUGCGCUGUGCCAACUGUGGUGGCUACAAUAAUCAUUCUUAUGCGUGAAAUGAUUUACAAUUGGGGGGUGAGCGUGGUCCAGCGCAAGCGAAUCAUGUCGAUUCGGAAGAAGAGGCGGCGUCGGGCCAUUUCCAGGUGA
Molecule: messenger RNA, 1854 nt
Organism: Cordyceps militaris CM01
Lineage: Eukaryota; Fungi; Ascomycota; Sordariomycetes; Hypocreales; Cordycipitaceae
Product: CorA family metal ion transporter, putative
Exons: 3
Coding region: 1-1854 (617 amino acids)
Biological process (GO): metal ion transport; transmembrane transport
Cellular component (GO): membrane
Molecular function (GO): cobalt ion binding; cobalt ion transmembrane transporter activity; magnesium ion binding
Source: RefSeq, a predicted model, not a curated record